This is a messenger RNA of Vigna radiata var. radiata (mung bean), 603 nucleotides long. RefSeq lists its product as uncharacterized. The transcript has a single exon. Bases 1 to 381 code for a protein of 126 amino acids. The record is from RefSeq and is a predicted model, not a curated record. NCBI's taxonomy places the organism in Eukaryota, Viridiplantae, Streptophyta, Magnoliopsida, Fabales, Fabaceae.
AUGGGAAACUGUUGCAUGGCGGCAUCAUCAAUGGAGUGGGACGGAGAGGAUUGGAGUGAUUUGAAGUCGAAUAAGAAGAUGAGCUCGAGAAAAGUGUUUGACGAAAGUGGUGGUGAUGUGCUGAGUUUAGCGAAAGUGCAAAAAUUGAAGCAUAUGGGGUCGCUGAGAGCUUCUCCUGAUGCGAAUGGGAAGGUGAAGAUAAUGAUUUCAAAGAAGGAGUUGGAAAAACUGUUGUUGGAGAAGCAACAACAGGUAAAUAAGAAGCAAGCAGUGAGAGGUUCUGCAGAAGAAGUUCUGCUUCGCUUGGUGAAGGCCAGAGAUCAUGAAUCUGGUCAGAGAUUGUGGAUGCCUGCUCUAGAGACUAUUCCUGAGUCUAGUUGAUUGAAGAUGACACAAGAAUCUGUGGGAAAAGGCUUGCAUAUAGAGAAGGUUAUCUGUGUCAGUUAAUUGUAUAGAACAGCUUGUAUUUCUUAUGAAUAAAUUAUUACGUAAUGUGUUUUGCAUACUUUAGGUAGUUAUCUUUUCUGUUGUUUAAUUGCAGAGUUCCUUUGUAUAAAGCUUCUGUAUCUACCUUUGAAAAGUAAAUAAUAGUUUUUUAGUCUU